AACCAUGACCUCUCCCCUCCACCCCCUGACCUUACCAGCUCCCAGAUACAGGCCACUCUGGUGUCACACCAACAUGGACAGUGGGAAGGAAGUGCUGCUCCUGAAGACGCUUCUAGUCCAACACCAGCAGGCACGCAGAUGGCUGAGCCCCUUCAUUGUCACCUGUUCCAUCUACUUCCUUCUCUGGAUUCCUGAGAGCCAGUCGACCUGUGUCAGUGCCCUGGUCAAGAGCCUGCCUGUGCUCUCCCUGGUGGCGUACCUGUGGGCCGUGUCCUCUGGCGGGAGCUAUACCUGGCUCCUCCAGGGGGCUCUUGUGUGCUCGGCUGUGGGGGACGCCUGCCUUGUCUGGCCCGAGACCUUCCUUCAUGGCAUGACCGCCUUCGCCGCUGCCCACUUCCUCUACCUCUGUGCCUUCGGCCUGUCCCCGCUGCAGCCGGCCCUGCUGACGCUCGCCAUCCUGGCCUCUGUGGUGUACUACGGCCUGCUUCUGCUGCACCUCGAGCCGGACAUGUUCCUGCCAGUGGCUUUCUACAUGCUCGUCCUGACCACCAUGCUGUGGCGUGGCCUGGCCCGGGGUGGGAGUGCUGGCUGGGGCGCUCUACUCUUUGCCAUUUCUGAUGGCAUACUGGCCUGGGACAUCUUUGUCCAGCCCCUGCCCUGUGCCCGCCUGGUGACCAUGUCCACCUACUACCUAGGCCAGCUUCUCAUCACCCUGUCAGUCCUCAAGAGCCUGGGGCUCAAGAUGGACUGACCAGGAGCCAGAUGCCAAGUCCCCUCCCUCCCCUCUCCCAAAGACUGACCCAGCCUGAGAAGCGCUGGCGCGCCUCGGAUGUGGCCACAGGUGCUGUCUGUCUCAAGACAUUUGUGUGCUCUUUGUGGAUUUCCAAAUCUGCCCCUGGCUUCAAGCUACCUUCCCUGGGUUUUGGCUCUGACUUGGGGCCUCUCAGCCAGACCCAUGUUCUGCCUUCCCCUGUCUCCCCAUCCACCUGCCCCUUCCCACGGCUCCCAAUAUGUUUUUCUUGUUGCCCAAGUAAAGUGAAUAUUGAAACGUCA
Messenger RNA from Sciurus carolinensis (gray squirrel), 1053 nucleotides. It is a transcript of the gene Tmem86b, whose product is annotated as transmembrane protein 86B. The transcript is spliced from 3 exons. Bases 5 to 751 code for a protein of 248 amino acids. Gene Ontology annotation, cellular component: membrane. NCBI's taxonomy places the organism in Eukaryota, Metazoa, Chordata, Mammalia, Rodentia, Sciuridae. The record is from RefSeq and is a predicted model, not a curated record.